CCAGGCCACCUCCCGCAACCCCUUCCUAGCCUGUUUAUUUUGUACAGGUUUGUUUUGGCCGAGCGGGCGAUUCCUGCGUGUGCGCGACUGUGGGGCGGCCCCUAACCCCUCCCCGAGGAGGCGAGGCCUGUCCAGAGCCCGCCCGAUCCCUGGCUCCAACUCCUCUGGGCGGAGAAGGGAAAGAGGAAGGGGGAAGAGAGUGGGAGAGAGAGAGCGCAGGGAGAAAGAGGCCGCGGACAUUGCCAGGAGGAGGCGGGGAAACCGGCUGCGCCCGCGCCGGCCUCUCCCUGGCCGGCUGCAGGUGGAGUCUGCAGAGUUUGCCGAUUCCGCAGCCCCCCGCGCCGCAGCCGCAGCCGCAGCCGCAGCCGCAGCCGCCACCUUCCAGGCCCCGAGGGUGCUGGCGUGGGAGCACUCGGUGUUCGUCCGUGCCUCGCCGAUGGCUGAGGGCCGGCGGCGGGAGGACGAGGAGGAAGAGCUGCGUGAGCGCCGCGCCCGGGGCCGAGCGCUCCCGGGCCACCCGGCCGCAGAUUGCAACGAACGAAAUAAGCCAGAGCAUCGUUCUUCAAGCCAAGGACCCUUGUCAUCCAUUAGAGCAGUAAUCAAGAGAUCUUCUCGGACUUCUAUUCAGAGUGAGCUUCAUCGAGAUAGGAGGCGCCCCGAGAUCACCAUUGUGGCAGCUGAGCCGCUGAGGAGGGCCUCGUGGUUUCCAGGAGCCCCACCCUCAGGCCUGGGAUUUCCCCCGCCCUCUGCAGCAGGCUCUUGGAGGCCCAGUGAGCUGGUUCCUGCUGAGCUCCCACCGUCUUAUGAACAAGUCAUAAAAGAAAUCAACCAAGUUCAAAUUAAUACUACAAAUAAUAAUAAUGCUGCUGCCAGUCCAAGACACACCAUUACUUCUGCAACUCAGACCGACUUUUCAGAAGAAAUAGACAACCAUCUGCCUCAAACCCUACAGGCACCUCUCAAACCUCUUCAGCCUUCGCCAGCGGCCUCAGCCAAGGAUCCUGCAACAAAUGUGGCGCCUUUAAUAGUCUUUGACAUUUCUGAAGAACAGAAUUGUCCAGAAAACUCCAGUGCUACAAGAUGUCCAGUGCCAAAACCAAGAUCAAAAAGCAACCUCAGGCCAAUAGCCAGAGAUACCCACAUUAAAGAGCAGAAUCACCAGAGAAUCGGCCCAGCGGCCACGGAGGAGGAGCCAACCCCAAGCAGGCCCCUCUCCCUGUUGGACAGUACCGGCGACUUGUAUAGUCAGGCAGCAAUGAACAUGAUGAACACAGAGCAAAGCCAAAAUAGUGUUAUUUCAAGGAUCAAAGCAUUUGAUAGUCAGACAAAUCCAGGAACCUCAGGACUGCCCAAGAAACCAGAGAUUGCUCCGCGCACGCUACCCCCAAGGCCUGCUGUGUCCUCAGGGAAACCCUCAGUGGCUCCCAAACCAGCUGCUAACAGAGCUUCUGGAGACUUGGACUCCUGGAAUGAGAACAGACUCAAGGUGGCCUCUCGGGAAGGGCUCACCCCACACUUUCCACGGAAAGACGCAGGGAGCAUCCCAGUACCCAAACCUGAAUUGCCAAAGAAACCAAAUCCUGGCCUUAUACGAAACGUUAAUCCAGAGAUCCCGGGAGGCGGGCCCGUGGCUGAGAGCCCCGAUGGCGCGAAGAAAGUCCCAACCCCUGCUCCUCGGCCUUUGCUGCCGAGGAGAUCAGUCUCCUCAGAAAACCCCGCCGGGCCUGCAGCUUUGCUAAAACCAGCCACUGUUCCUCCCCGACUCUCGGCGGCGUCACAUGCCAAAGCAUUCAGGUCACUGGGCGAAGGACCCUCAGCCAACCCCCCGGCUCCAGGUCUGCAAAGCAAGCCUCUGGGGGACAUUGACCUCAUCAGUUUUGAUGAUGAUGUUUUACCCACCCCAUCUGGGAACCCGGUUGAAGACUCUGUUGGUUCUGAGAUUGUUCUGGAUCCCUUUCAGCUCCCCACAAAAACAGAACCAACAAAAGAAGGAGCCGUUCAACCAGCACUCACCAGGAAGCCCACUGUGAUUCGCAUUCCAGCCAAACCAGGAACAUGUUUACAUGAGGAUCCACAAAGCCCACCUCCUCUCCCCACUGAAAAGCCUAUUGGAAACACUUACAGUGCAGUAUCUGGAAAGCUCAGUAAUGUUGACAGAACUAGAAGCUUGGAAUCCGACCAUGCUGGUCAAACAGUAGGUUCUGUGCGAGGACCCCCAAGGCUGCCACCAAGACCUAUAAAUGGAAAAGUCAUACCAGCUCGACAGCCUCCUCCAAAGGGAGCCCCUGAGAGACCACCUCCCCCUAGAAUUUCUACAACCAAAACAUCAAAUAAAAAACUGCCUUUUAAUCGGUCUUCUUCUGACGUGGAUCUUCAGAAAAAACAAAGUAACUUGGUAUCCAGCUUCUCAAAAGCCAAGAGUCAGGUUUUCAAAAGUCAAAAUCCGGUGCUACCCCCUCGCCCUAAACCAGGACAUUCUCUCUACAAGAAAUACAUGCUGCCUGUGCCUCAUGGAAUUGCCAAUGAAGACAUUGUCUCGCAAAACCCCGGCGAACUCUCUUGUAAGCGUGGGGACGUACUCGUGAUGCUGAAGCAGGCAGAAAACAAUUACUUGGAAUGCCAAAAGGGAGAAGAUGCUGGCAGAGUUCACCUGUCUCAGAUGAAGAUUAUCACCCCACUUGAUGAACAUCUGAGAAGCAGAGCAAGCGAUCCAAGCCACGCGCUGGAGCCUGUUGACAGUAGCGUUCCUCAUGCUGUCGUUCUUCAUGAUUUUCCAGCAGAGCAAGUUGAUGAUUUGAACCUCACUUCUGGAGAAAUUAUUUAUCUUCUGGAAAAAAUAGGUGCAGAUUGGUACAGAGGGAAAUGCAGAAACCAGACUGGCAUAUUUCCUGCCAACUAUGUCAAAGUGAUUAUUGAUGUUCCAGACGGAGAAAAUGGGAAAACAGAAUCGGUUUCAUCUCACUGUAUUAAAGGUCCAAGAUGUGUGGCUCGAUUUGAAUAUAUUGGACACCAGAAUGAUGAGUUAAGUUUCUCGGAGGGAGAAACUAUUAUUCUUAAAGAGUAUGUGAAUGAAGAAUGGGCCAGAGGAGAACUUCGAGACAAAACGGGGGUUUUCCCCCUUCACUUUGUGGAGCUUAUUGAAGAACAUCCCACCUCUGGUACAAAUGUUUUAAGCAGAAAUGUAUCAUCAAAGACCAAAAAGGAAGAUUGUGGAGCAAAUUCUCAGGAUAACAGUCUUUCUGGAGAAUGGUGCGAAGCUCUUCACAGUUUUACGGCAGAGACCAGCGAUGACUUAUCCUUCCAGAGGGGAGACCAGAUCUUGAUCCUCGAGCGCCUGGACUCCGACUGGUACAAGGGCAGACUGCGUGACAGGGAGGGGAUCUUCCCAGCAGUCUUUGUGCGGCCCUGCCCAGUGGAGGCAAAAAGUAUGUCUGCUUUAGCACUGAAGGGGAGGAGAGCCAAGGCCUUAUAUGAUUUCCACGGGGAGAAUGAAGAUGAGCUUUCCUUCAAGGCUGGAGAUAUAAUAACAGAGCUGGAAUCUGUAGAUGAUGACUGGAUGAGUGGAGAACUAAUGGGAAAAUCUGGAAUAUUUCCCAAAAACUACGUUCAGAUUUUACAAGUUAGCUAAAGGUGAAGCUUGGCUGUGUUCUUUGGCACAAGAACUCACUUGAACUAUCACUAUGACUAUCAGAUACAUUUUUUGCACUAUUUUUUUAAACUGAAAGAAAUAUCUAUGCUGUACAUUGUACUCUAGAAUCUUCUGAAAGCAGAAAAUGUCUACAUUUCAUUGUUAGCUUUUAUUCACAGUAGAAACGUGCAUGAACAAGUAUCUACCAAGGACAACAUCAAGCAGGAUUAGAAGGCAGAUAAAUACUUCCCCCCAGGAAAUACAGGGAAGCUUACAAGCAAAAGUUGCACUUGGACUUCUGUUUUCAUCAGCAAAAGUAAAUUAACCAUGCUUCUUCAUUUUUUACUUUAGUUUAAAAAGAGGACGUUUGAUAUUCUACAUGCUGUAACUGUCAGGACAUGGUUAGUAAUCUAAAUUUCAUUUUUGAUGCUCAAAUUAACUCUAACAGCUUGAGCGCAUCAUCCUUAUUACCAGGGCAAAUCUUGCUUUAGGAGGGGGUAGUUCAUGACUAGUCAGAGCCUUUGUUAAGAGUAUGGUGAAUCAACUGAUGCUCACCAAACUGCUCCUGUGUUCAUGUUUCCCCUUUGCCCAAGGAUUUGAAGGGGGUUAAAAAUCCAUGUAUCUUAGUCAAAAGAACCAAAACCAUCCUGAGCUGCCUUGCUAAUAUGACUAACCUUUUCACAUACCUGCUGUACGUAUUUCUUUCCUCCAUGUAUACUUUAUGUUAACAGGGUUAUUAUAAAGCACAUUUUCUGAAUCUGCAAUCAUUCUUUUGACAAUUACUGGUACCCAAAGAAAAUUUCAUUUUCUUUGCGUUACCCCAGUAAUAUAUAAAAGCUGUGUUUUGUUGAAGUGGUACAUUAUGAAUCACAUAUAUCUCAGAAUACAGAGCAACUGUUAAGAUGGAAACAAUGCAAACUCCCACAUCUCAUUUCUUCCCAAUAUAAUCAGAACUGAAAAUAAUUUAAGAAGACUGAAGGCUGAUACUUUCUUGGGUUUUUCCCCCAGCUCAUCAAAAAAAACCCAAAAACAAAUAAUAAAAAAAAACACUUUCCUGCUGUAUCCAUUGUUAUGCAUGCCAGGCUUAAAAUAAAAGUGGUUCUUUAUAGAACUGAAUCAAUACAGUUUAUGGGCCAAAAAAGCCAAAUAGGUCAAAGACAAUCUUCCGAACAAAUCCAUGGAAUAGAAUUUCAUUGGAAAUGUAAAACUUUCCCAACAAUGUUCAUGACUUUCCUCUCUUUUUGAGAACAGUUUCAUGUACAGGGCCACAUUUUAGCUUUUAUUAUUGUUUCCCAUUGUCCCAAAAGUGAGGCAGCCAGUGGGGUUAUGUGAACACCACAUGGGGUUUGAUAAGGGAGGAUAUAUUUACUUAGUCUUUGAUUUAAAGGUCAUGUCUCAGUUAUAUGGUUAUAAUUGAUAUAGGGGCUGUUUUUUUUACAUGUUUUGUGUCAAGAAGACAGUAUAAAGAAAACUCUUGUCAAAUUUUACUCGAGUGAUUUCAUGAGAAAUGGAUGACUUAAAGCAUUAUCCCAACUAACGUCCCAUUUGCAGCAAGGUGUACAACAGGAAGCAGGGCGUGUGUCUGGAAUAGAACGAGGUAUAUUUCUUUGUAUAAUUUUAACAUCUUAUAUUGAAGAUCAUGAAAAUCCUAGCUUUAUUGGAGAAAAACAUCCCUCUUAAAUUUUGGCCUUUUGUCAGCAGAAUGAUAAGUGCAAUAGUUGUAAAUCUACUUGACACUGUAAUAAACUGAACCGAACUUUUCAAA
Messenger RNA from Hipposideros armiger (great roundleaf bat), 5393 nucleotides. It is a transcript of the gene SH3D19, whose product is annotated as SH3 domain containing 19. NCBI's taxonomy places the organism in Eukaryota, Metazoa, Chordata, Mammalia, Chiroptera, Hipposideridae. The transcript is spliced from 21 exons. The coding region runs from base 437 to 3628 and encodes 1063 amino acids. The record is from RefSeq and is a predicted model, not a curated record. Gene Ontology annotation, molecular function: protein binding.